Xenopus laevis (African clawed frog) is the source of this 1696-nucleotide messenger RNA. It is a transcript of the gene krt59.S, whose product is annotated as keratin 59 S homeolog. The record is from RefSeq and is a predicted model, not a curated record. Lineage: Eukaryota; Metazoa; Chordata; Amphibia; Anura; Pipidae. The transcript has 9 exons. The coding region runs from base 1 to 1557 and encodes 518 amino acids.
AUGUCGCAGCAUUCUAUUUGCGGUAGCCGGGGCUACAAAAACUUCAGCUCAGUUUCAGCUUGUUUGCCAAAGAAUGUGAGCAGGUACAGUGUUAGCUCCAUCUCUUCAAAAAGAGGGGAUGGAAAUGGCCACAGAAUGCAGCCAUGCUUUAGCAGCAGAAGUGCUUAUAAUGUUGGCUCAGGCAUCCAUAAGAUUUCAGGGGCCAGUCACCAUCAAGGAAGAGGACAUGGAUGUGGUUUCAACUAUGGUUUUGGGCAUGGAAUGGGAUCUGGCUUUGGAGGAGCUGGUCGUGGUUCUAUGAAUGGAGGUAUCACAGCUGUUACUGUCAAUCAGAGUCUUCUGGCACCACUCAACCUGGAAAUUGACCCAAACAUUCAAAGAGUAAGAAAGGAGGAGAAAGAGCAGAUCAAGACUUUGAACAACAAAUUUGCCUCUUUCAUUGACAAGGUGCGAUUUUUGGAGCAACAGAAUAAGAUGCUUGAGACCAAAUGGGGUUUUCUACAAGAACAAAAAACGGCCAAAAGUCACAACGAGCCACUAUUCGAAGCUUUUAUCGGCAAUCUUAGGAGGCAGCUUGAUUAUUUGCUGGGCGAGAAAUCACGUCUGGAGGGAGAAAGAAAGAAUAUGGAGGAUGUAGUAGAGGAUUUUAAGCGAAAGUAUGAGGAGGAAGUCAACAGGCGCAGCACUGCAGAAAAUGAAUUUGUGGUAUUAAAGAAGGAUGUGGAUGCUGCAUUUUUGAACAAAACUGAACUGCAGACCAGGGUGGAGUCCCUAACUGAUGAGGUUAACUUCUUCAGGACUGUGUUUGAAGCGGAAAUUGCCCAACUCCAAGCUCAGAUCUCUGAUACUUCAGUCAUUGUCUCCAUGGAUAACAACCGGAACCUGGAUUUGGACAGUAUCAUUGCCGAAGUGAAAGCUCAGUAUGAGGACAUUGCCAACAGAAGCCGAGCUGAAGCUGAAUCUUGGUAUCAAUCCAAAUAUGAAGAGAUGAGACUCUCUGCCGGCCAAAAUGGAGAUGAUCUGCGCAACACCAAGAAUGAAAUUGCUAAUCUCAACAGAGUUAUUAAUAGGCUAAGGGGAGAGAUUGAAACUGCAAAUGCACAGCGUGCUAAACUGGAAGCUGCCAUAACAGAAGCAGAGGAACGUGGAGAAAUGGCUACAAAGGAUGCAAAGAAAAAAUUAUCUGACCUCGAGGAAGCUCUUCAGAAGGCCAAGCAGGACAUGGCUCGCCAGCUUCGUGAAUACCAGGAACUGAUGAAUGUGAAACUGGCCCUGGAUAUUGAGAUCGCCACCUACAGGAAACUCCUUGAAGGAGAGGAGGGCAGGCUUUCAGGGGAAGGUGCAGGAUCCGUAAAGAUCUCUGUGGUGAGCUCCACUGUUGGAGGGUCUCAUAGCGGCGGAAACAGCUUCCACCAUGACAGCGGCAUGUCUUCCGGCAGUGGGCAUGGAUGUGGCGGCAUGUUUGGCGGUGGAAGUGGCUUCAGUUCUAUGGGAGGAGCUUUCAUUUCCAGAGGAAAGCAUAGCUCUGUUUCAUCCUCAGGCUCCAAAAAGAUGUAAAUGUUUAAUACUUGCAGGUGUUAUUACUGUUCUAGGAUAAAUUGCUGAUAUAUUGACUGCAACAGUGACUAACAUCUUAUAUUCCUAUUCCUAUUAGCCCACAGACAAAAAGAUAUAAGGAUAGGUUCUAAUCUCAGUC